Molecule: messenger RNA, 1593 nt
Organism: Fomitopsis serialis
Lineage: Eukaryota; Fungi; Basidiomycota; Agaricomycetes; Polyporales; Fomitopsidaceae
Exons: 5
Coding region: 1-1593 (530 amino acids)
Source: RefSeq, a predicted model, not a curated record
AUGACCUUCCCGCUGCCUGUCCCGUUUGGGGUCGGCGGCUCCUCCCUCCUUCUCACUCACCACCCCGUCCUCUCGCCGCCGCCGCCGUCGUCGUCCUCGACAGCGCCCACCAUGCUGCUGACCAUCCAGCGUUACCCCAAAACAGUCCCUCUUGAUGUCCUCCUCCUCCGCUCGCCCAACACCAUGCGCUGCUUCUCCCCCGUCAGGCUCCUCGAUCUCAACCAUGAUGUCCUCGACACCAUCGUCUCCUUUGUUGCCCCAGCCGACGCUAUGCAGCUCGCCCUCACCUGCCGCGACGCCUACGAUGCAGCCAUGCCCCGCUUCCUCUCCGAAGUCGUCCUCGGCGGCCCCUCCGUCAUGGACGGCCCUGAGCAGAUCACUCUCUUCUGCAGGUACAUGCUUGCCGACCCACACAACCGGAUACGCCACCUGCGUGUGCUCGAGAUCAAGGAGGGCGCGUUCGUGAGCUCCGAAGGCGAAGACCGAAGCGGCGCAUGGGUCGCCGACUUCAGCUGUGCGGCGAUCCUCGCCGACAUGCUCCGCAAGGCGACCAACCUCCGCAAGAUCACCAUCCGCGACCUCGAGCCGCUGCUCCAGCACCAGCCCGCCGUCGCCGAGGCCAUGUCCCACCUCUCGCGCCUGCGCGACCUCAGCUUCUACCUCGUCGGCAAGUGCACGCUCGAGAUGCUCAAGAACACGACCUGCCACCCGUACCGCCUCGAGUUCGGCAUGUGGAAGGACGGCCCACGCGUGGCGGGCGACACCGCCGCGUUCGACGAGUACGCGCCCUCGCUACACACCGUCAAUCUCUGGCAGGUCGCGUGCCUGCUCGAGAGCUUCGGGCCGGAGUACGUCGGCGAGGGCGUCCGCGUGCUCGGGCUCGUUCCCAACGUACGCACGAUCACCUUCGCGCCCGAGUGCUCCGUCGAGGAGGAGGCGCCGACGGCCAACUGGACGAGCCUCGACCACGUCGACACGAGCGCGCCGCUGCCGUUCUUCUCGUGCACCGUCCGGCGCCUCGACCUGCGCUACGUGCUCGGGGUCGUGCAGACGCGGCUGAGCAGGGCGCAGGUGGUCGACCGCACGGUGAAGCUGCUCACGCAGACGAAGCCAGUCGUGCUGUCGUGCAAGAUCAGGGAGGAGCCCGGCGACACGAUCGUGGAGCGGCUCGUGCCUGUCAUCUCGCAGGUGCGCUUCCUCGAGGUCGCGUAUACGCCGCCGGAGCCCGUGGCCGGCAACCACGACAUGUUCCCGCCGUUGCAGAACGUGAACGACUGGACGGGCGAGUUCUUCCGGCGGUUCGAGAAGGUGCCGCUGGUCGGCCUGUCGUUCGCGUACUGCACCGACCCCGUGUGCUUCGGGCGGCCCGUGCAGGAGACGGCGCGGCUGGCGGCGGUGCAUAUCCCGACGUUGCAGUUCAUCAGCAUCGGCGUCGUCCCGAGGCGCGAGGGCCUCCCCGUGCCGACGCGGUUGUACUUCCGCGUGCAGAUGCGUGGCAAGGCGCAGGAGCCGCUGUUGGAGCAGCUCGAGAGCGGUCCAGGGAAGCGUAUCCGCGACGAGCUGCGUACGUUCGCACGUACCGCUGGUGCCUAA